Alternaria conjuncta is the source of this 291-nucleotide messenger RNA. RefSeq lists its product as uncharacterized. NCBI's taxonomy places the organism in Eukaryota, Fungi, Ascomycota, Dothideomycetes, Pleosporales, Pleosporaceae. The record is from RefSeq and is a predicted model, not a curated record. The transcript is spliced from 2 exons. The coding region runs from base 1 to 291 and encodes 96 amino acids.
AUGACCAAGGCUGGCCUCCUUGCCAUCAGUCUCGGUCUUGGUGCCGAGAAGCUGGGACGUACCAUAUCCGAGAAAAGACUCGAGCGUAAGGAGAAGAAGGCUAUUGCUAAUAGCAGGACGGAAAAGAAACGCGAGGAGGCUCAGCGCGCACUGGAUGAAGCUCGUCGAGAGCCACCAAGUGCGCCACAGUACGAAAGGAGACGUCGAAGUAUGGAGACAGAGAGGGUCAGUAGUGAGGAACCGCCGCCGAGUUACGAUGAUGCAGUACGUCACCGUGGAAAGCGCUCUUGA